Molecule: messenger RNA, 5518 nt
Organism: Bemisia tabaci
Lineage: Eukaryota; Metazoa; Arthropoda; Insecta; Hemiptera; Aleyrodidae
Gene: BNIP3
Product: BCL2 interacting protein 3
Biological process (GO): positive regulation of apoptotic process; mitochondrial outer membrane permeabilization
Cellular component (GO): mitochondrial outer membrane; nucleus; mitochondrial envelope
Source: RefSeq, a predicted model, not a curated record
AGUGUUUCUUUGUAGUUUCCAAGUUUCAUUUGCCAGCUGCUGAUGAAUUUCCGCUUAUUCUCAAGUGAAGUGUUCGUGUCUUAGUUGAAAUCUGUCUGAAUCUGACUCUGUCAGAGUCAGACAUUAGUUUUCAAACAGUUUCGAAUAGUUUCUUUGUCUAGUGCGGUUGUAUAUAUUAGUUGUUGUGAACAUGUCUUCUACGUCCAAAAACCUCGUUGAGGAAAGUCUCGGAGAGUCCUGGGUGGAGCUGAGCAACCCCAUUACUACUCUGCCAGACAGAGUGACCCCCCUGCCAUUUGCUUCGGGAGAUGAGUACAUUAGGCUCCUUCGGGAAGCACAGAAGGAAAGCAAUCAAUCCUCAGCACGUGUCUCUCUCGCCUCAUCGCGGAAAACCACGCCUAGAGGCAGUCCCAAAUCUCCACCCAACAGUCCAAACACAGAACUGUCAACAGACGAGGAUCUGAAAGGUGUCUUCAUCAACUAUAGCUACAAGGAUGGUGAAUUCACUGCUAAUGACACAGACUGGAUUUGGAACUGGAGCAGUCGCCCUGAUUCACUCCCUCCCAAGGAUUGGAAGUUCAAGCACCCAAAGAAGAAAAUCUACACAAUCCGGCACGCUAAAGUAGGAAAAAAUAGUCUGUUCUCGAAAGAAGUCCUUUACACGCUAUUCCUCACGAACUUCAUCUCUCUCCUAUUAGGCACUGGAAUUGGAAUGUGGCUGAACAGGAGAAGCCUGAUGCUCCCACAAAUCACCCUGGAUUGAUCAUCCAGUGUGGUUUUCACGGUGUAAAUUUGUGACGAUGGUCCACGCCCAGUCGAAUGUUCAGCAAACUCGAUCGGCCGUACCAACAGAGCUCUCAGAGCCUGCCAGAAGCUGCUCUAUUCCAGAUGAUAUUUUUUAAUUUUUUUUACUCCUAGAUUUUUUCUUAAAUUUCUGUCAAGUCGCAUCUAUUUUUCUAAUUUUUAACUGUCUCUUCGUACUGUAACAUGUCACAAACCGUUCUGCUGUAGAGCGGAGUUUUUACCCUUAAAACUCCUUUCUCUCGGCAGUCAGCGUGUACUAACCCUUAAAGUUUAGCUUUUUUGUACUGAAAGCACAUCCAGAGGGACCAAGAUCAAAAUUUUAUCUCCAAGUCACAAAAGUCACAGUACGCAGAGGAUGAAUUAAACGAUUUAAACAAAACGAUCGGUUUUCGUAUGGUCUGAAAGAUUUAGUUAGCCUAUCAGAAGUUUGAUUUUGAGUGAAAUAGUUACUCAGUAGGCAGGUGCAGCUGUUUUUGUGGAAUAGAGCUAAACACUAAGAAUCUAAAAGCAGCUCUGAAGAAAUAUGAAGCUAAGGUUUGCUCAGUUUUAGGAGCACCUUUUGAUCUCGGAUUGAUGUUUCUUUUCUUUUUUUGUCAUUAAUUAAUUGAGUCUCGUAUCUAGGAAACAGUGAAACACCAGAUAAGUUCAGAAAGCAAGCAUCUCAAUAGAUGUUAACUCAUCUAAAUUUCUUGUUGAACAAAUCGGAUUCUCAAAAUUUCUGAAAAGAAAGUGAGUGAGAAUAUAGCAAUUCCAAUAUUUAUCAAUUCAAACUUCCUGCUCGCCCAAAAACCAUAGUCAAUAUAAAGCAAAUAGUGUACAAAGAGUGUGUUUUGUGAAAGAACAAUGACCUCCAUGGACCAAAUUUUUUUUCAAAAGUCAACACUUACUCUAAAGAUAUUUGUUAUAAACUCAGCCAGCAUUAUCAGCUAAUAUAAAAAUUUAACUUCAGAAGCAAAUUUUCGUGUAUGCCGAUUUUGGUUUUACUAGCGAGCAAUGAGUUUGAAAUGACUCAACAAACAGUGAAUGCUAAUUUCCCUCAUAUGAAUUAAACCUCACCUCUCUAACUACGAUUUUUGAAAUUUUCUAUCUGUUCAAUGUGUCUUGCAUGAACUCCUGGUGAGGAAACGUGGCUUAUGAUGCUCCAGUCUUACUCUUUCUAGUAAUUCCUGCAGGGUUGUUCAAAAUACCAACAUUUUUCAGUGCGAUCUCCUCGUUUGCAAAUGUCUCUCACAUGAGUUUUUUCCAAAAAAACUUAGGACUUGAUUCUUCUGCUGCAAUUAGUACACCAAAAUUGAAUUCCAAGUGGAAACCCAUGUAAUUCUUCAAGGAAAAAUGGUAGCGGUGGCGCAAGUGUCUAGGCUUCACUUAAAAGGCCUAAAUUUUUAGGUACCCCUAAACACAGGGAAAUGCCUAGGAAGCAAAUCUUUGAAAACUUUUGGUGUCUUUGAACAACCCUAGAUUCCUUGUGUCUUUCAUUUAGCAAAAAUUUUCGACUGAGAUCCAAAUCCUUUGAACUGAGACAAAAAAUUGAAGGACCCUGGAUGUGCUGUUGGUCUUAAUUUUUUGCAUUUAUCGUAGGUAAGAGUACUGUCUAAAAAGUAAUUUUUAACUCUACGUAUAUUUUUCUAAGGUUAUUCAUUCAGUGGUCCAAUAUGGCAAUUUUCUUCUUCCUAAGUUAUGAAUAUCUGCUUUUCUCUUAGUUAGGCGCCAUUCCUUAUAAUCCUAUGCGGUCAAAGUUUUACUACUUUUAUGAAAUAUGUUUCUCUCUCUCCCUAAAUUUGUUAGUGGGCAUGGCAAUUGCACUUCAGCGCAAAACAUUUGAAGUCUGAUCGUUGCUCGAAUCCUUGUCUAAGAAUGCACUUGUGUUUUUAAACCCUCAAAAAAUUAACCCAUUAAAGGAAUGAAUACUAAUAGUCUUGUAAAUCUUAGUUUGCAGUUUAGUGUUACGUACAGAUUUGUCCUGUAGCAGCAUUAAUAUUCAAUUUUCUUACUUCAGUUCAGUGGAACAAUCUGUAAGGUGAGAAACAAUUCAAUUUCAUGGAGGAAGUUUUGUGAUGUGUAGCAGCAAAGGUGUGACAUUUAAAUGGACUAAAUUUUGUGACAAGGAGCCACUAUUUGUGGCUCAUCGUAAAACAAUGCUUGAGUCAUUAGUUUCCCUAUGCAGAUAGGUGCUUUCAUGGUUGAGCCAGAAAUAGUAGUUCCCAAUUGCAAAGUAUGACCCAAAUGAUCUUUUAACUGGAAAUCUUGGAAAUUCUCUCAUGUAAAUUUCAAUUUUUUUGACCUAGAAAAUAGAAUUGACUGGAAACUGAAAAGUUAGGAAAAAUGCGUGAAACGUCAAAACUCUAGAGAUAUGAGCUACAAGACUUCUUUGUAACUUAACCAUAGAAUCAUUAGCAUAUUUAUUUGACUUAUUGACUGAAAUUUUCAUCCCAAAGUUUUUCUUUGUAUAAUUAGGAAGAAUGGAUUAUCAGAUGAGGCUCGAAUUCAAGCAUUCUGACAUAUGAUUCCUCUUUGAAAUUUUACCUAGAACUUGAUUUGCACAACAAAAAUUACUGAAAUGAACUCAUAACCAAGAUAUUACCUUUCUUAUGUAUCACUAGUUAAGAAAAGUGUGAAUUUCGUGCUCCUUAAUGAAAACAGAGUACAUCAAUCAAAUCUCGCACCACAAUGGUUUUGGUAGGCUACUGAAUCGAGAAGUGUUCCUUUCCUGUUGUGCAUUGUUCAUAUUUUAACAACGUACAACAGCUAAGCUGAAGCGCCGAGUUGAGGUUGCCUUAAUUUCAUAUCAUGGAGACUGUUUCUUUAACGUUUAGUGUGCUAUUCAACGCAAGUAGAUAAAGGUUUUUCAGGAGCAGUAAGUUUGAAUUUAUACAUUGGAAAAUAUUGAUAUCUUUGUUAGAAGUUACUUUCAACAAUUUUCGUUGCACAAAUUGUGUUUUUUGUAAAAUUUUGAUGAGACUACAUGUAUCUUAUUGCUUAAAGAUGUACCUUGUUUAGUGGUCCAUUCUCAAGUUGUCGGAGAUAAGUUUAGAAAUUUUGGUGCGAACAAUUUUUUGAAAUGACUUUAGGUAAUGUGCUUUUAGAUACUGAUUAUUUUUUCAGAAUCGAACGAAGUCUUUAGUUCUUAUAAUUUCUGGCUCUGUUUCCUGUUGCUUAAAUAAGUAUGCAUCAAAGAGUAAUUUUUAAAUUUGCUCAAACGUAAAAAAAAAAAUCCACUAAUUGUUUUCUAACGUUUUGUAAGUAUUAUGCUUCAAGUGUCACCUCAGUCAAAAAAAAGAAAACCUUCUGGUCUUUUCUCUACCUCUUUUUAUUGUGUGAAGGGAAAAUGCCGUAUGAGCCUUCAGAUGGUGCCAAAUUUUUCCCUCAGUUUUUCAGAGAAUCUUUUUGCAAUUUAAUCAAAUGCAUCAGAAAAUUUCACGGAAAAAUAUUCCUAACUUUCCUGAAAAAUAAGCAUUUUAUUAGCAGAAAUCUGGCAACUUCCAAAUGUUCAUACUGCGUUUUUCCUAAACAAGGCAGCAUUGUCGAUUCUUCUCCUAAUGAUUAACUUCCUUGGAUUUUCCUUGGUAGAAAUUCAGUUCUAUUUCUAUUUUUUCUACAUAUCUAUAAACUAAAUAACUGAUGUAAUUAAAGUUUGGCUUCGUUUUGACUACCGUAAUUAUUCAUGUCUCGUGAGUAGUGUAAUUUUUCGUAAAAAUAGGGAAAUGUAUGUAUUAAACCUCAACUAAAGUUGUUCCAUUUAUAUUUAUUGGCUUUGUGCUCGUAAAUUUUGUACUCUGUGUAUUGUCUUAUUUUGAACGGAAGCUUUUGUUUCCAAAUUUCUUCCCAAUCCUAACAUUAUGCCUUACAUCAAAAAAUUUCAGGGACUCGUGAGUUUCAUUAUUUUCACUUAAUUUUUUAAAAGGAAAAAAAAAUAAUUUCAAAUCUGUAGUAUAAUUGAUAGUCAUUCUAUUUUUAUCCUAUCAAAAAAUGCAUGAUCGUCUCCAGACGAAGUUUUUCAAAGAAGUGUUUUCGGGCGUUAAUUGUAAAUUAUUAUCUUCAAAGACCUCUCAAGGUAUCUUCUAUCAGUUUGUUUAUUUAUUUAUUUUGUACCUAUCUGGAUUAUCCUCUGUAUCAUAAUUUAUUCUUGUAAUUCAUGUGUAUUCUCUUCUUGUGAUACAAAUUUCUGUAAGGAACGGGAGAUACAAUUUGUGAUCGAUGUCAAGAAAAUUGCUAUUGUAAAUUCAAUCAUAAGUAGGAGAAAUUUUAAGGCGACCCUUUCAUUCUUUGUUCCUCAGCAGUGUGGUGGACUUCAAGAAAAUCUUCCGCUCCUUUCUUAUUUGGCAUGAACUUAAUUAAGUUAAGAACUUUUUGACUUUUUUUCUAGUUCAAGCGGUGUCUAAUGGCCCAUUUGAAUGAAAAAUAGCAAUACCUAAGAGUAAUGAAAGCACAGGAAUGAAAGGAUUAAUUGAAGUCUGCUCACCCUCUCCAUCUGUGCGCACUAAUAUGCUCCGCAUAAUGAAAGAGACAGCGGCAAUGAUGCACUGUCUAACUUAGCCUUGUUUCAUUAUAUCCCCUGGAUUUCAACCCCAAACCUGGUUAGAUAAUUUCAUUGAUAUCAAUGUUUGUAUGGUAGUUUUAUUGCACGUUUUUCAUUUUUGUACAAAUAUAAAAGAACUUUAUAAAACUACGUAUUGUGUAAGUGAUAAAAUGUAAAUAAAAUUAUUCUAUUGCAAAA